Messenger RNA from Carya illinoinensis, 2119 nucleotides. Its product is annotated as myb-like protein X. The coding region runs from base 215 to 1867 and encodes 550 amino acids. The transcript has 3 exons. The record is from RefSeq and is a predicted model, not a curated record. NCBI's taxonomy places the organism in Eukaryota, Viridiplantae, Streptophyta, Magnoliopsida, Fagales, Juglandaceae.
UAUAAAUUAGUGAGGGAGCCUUUCCGCGGAGUUGCAUACUCUCUCUCUCUCUCUCUCUCUCUCUCUGUGCAAGCUGUUGCUGACAUUGCGGUUUCCAGAUCCCAAUCUCUGUGAAGCGUCCACGCUCAGGAAGUAAGGAAGGAAAAUCGACGGGUGCUUGAGUUCUUCCGGGUUUUGGGCGAGACUUGCAAGUUGAGACUGAAAGAAAUUCAUCAUGUUCAGGUCAUCGCCUCGUAGGAACCAGAGAUCCAAAGGAUUCAAGGUGAAGCAUGCUCUCCAGAUAUGCCUUUUGCUUGGUGUUAGUAUCUGGCUGCUUUACCAACUCAGAAACUCUCGAGAUAAGAAAGCAUCAUUUGGCGAGGGUAAUAAAUCUGUGAGUGAAAUUGCAAAGCUGGGGAGAAAGGACCUCCAACCUCAAGUGGAAGAGCCCACCAUUAGAGAUGCAAGGCACAAGGAAGAGGAAAAUGAAGAAGAAAGCAAGAAUGAAGAAGAACAAAACAAGUUUGAAGAAAGUGAUGAUGUCGUAAAAGGUCAUGGGGACGGUGAGAUAGAUGUACAUGAUAAGGAUAAAGUCGAAGAGGAAACUGAGCAUCGGUGGGAUUCAGUGGAUGGAGAAAAAGAGAAGGAAAAUGAAGAUAAUGAGAGUGCAGAGAGCAAAGAGAAGAGUGGAGAAGAGAAGGAGAAUGAAGAGAACACGGAGAAGGGAAGAGAAGGGAAAGAGUCUGAAGAGAGCAAUGAGCAGAGUGAAGAGAAGGAGAAUGAGGAAAGCAAUGAAAAGGAAAGAGAAGUGAAGGCUUUUGAAGAGAACAAAGAGAACGAAGGUGAAAACAAGGGGUUUGAAGAGAGUAAAGAGAAGGAAAGCAAAGAGAAUGAAAAUGAAGAGAGCAAAGAGAAGCAAACUGAAGAUAAGGAAAAUGAAGAGAGCAAAGAUAAGGAGAAUGAAGAGAUUAAGGAAAAUAGAAGCAAGGAGGAUCAAGGUGCAGAGAAAAGGGAAGGGAGCAACGAAAUCCAUAGUAGAGAGGAGGCAGCAGAGAAAGAUGGUAAGAUAGAGGAGCGGGGUACAUCUGAAGAUCUGGUUCAAGAUGGAAGUGACAGGAAUAAUAAAGCAAGAGAAGAACAGUACAAAGGGGAUGAUGCUGCUAGCACGGUAGUACAUAAUCAAAAUAUAACAGCCGGAAGUGAGCUAGGCAAUUGGGAAAAUUCAAAGGAUGCAGAACAGGUUGAAAACAGAGGAAAUAAUGAUUUUGAGCAGGAAAGCAAAACAAAUAGCACCGAAGCAGUUGAUGCCAACCACAAUGACUCUGAGAAGAGUGUAAGAGAAACUGAAAAUUUUGAUAAUCGUGACUCCACAAAUGCUACUAGGAGUGAAGAUGGUGGUAGUGAGAGUAGUCAGCCAGAGCUGCAGAAUGGCACCCAUGCUAACACCACCCUGCAAAAUGUUAUCCCACAAGAAACUGAAAAAUCUGAACCAGCUGCCAACAAUGAGCAACAAAAUUCAAGCGAAACACCUUACACAAGAAUGGAGAAUGGUGACGUACAAACCGAGUCCAACAGAUCUUCAGUAAUGGAUGGAAACAAUGAUGUAAUUCUAAACACUGUUAACAGUGCUGAUGCAGGCCAGAAUGAGAAUGACAACGCUGAUCAGAGCAACACAAAUAACAACACAGAUGCAGGCCAAAAAGAACCAGUUGAUUCUCAGGAAGAGAAAGAGGCAUCCUCAAACACAUAUAGCGAUAGCAAUGCCAGCCAAAAUGAUCAAGUUGAUUCAUCCAUCUCUCAAGAGGAGAAAGAGGCUCGUACUGAUUUGGAAACUUUGCCGGAGACCACAACUCAAGGGCAUAACAACGAUGACACAGCUGCGGAGUGACAUUUCUAUGAAAUUUUCGUCGUUGCAACCUUUCCACGUUCAUUUACAUCUCUCUCUCACUCGUCCUUUCUACUUGAGGCCAUCAAACCUGUUGUGCUUUGCUUGUUGUGCUCAAUGUCUAAGAAAAUACCAUCUGAGUUUUGUGAAACAAUUAAAGAAGAUUUAGGUUUCAAUACAGAUUAACUUGUUUGAUAUUCCGAAUAAUCCUAUAAUUCAGGAUGUUUCAAUGGGAUGAAUUUAUUGCUGGCUUUA